This is a messenger RNA of Lagenorhynchus albirostris (white-beaked dolphin), 694 nucleotides long. RefSeq names its product RAB39A, member RAS oncogene family (gene RAB39A). Gene Ontology annotation, cellular component: Golgi membrane. Gene Ontology annotation, biological process: Rab protein signal transduction. Lineage: Eukaryota; Metazoa; Chordata; Mammalia; Artiodactyla; Delphinidae. The transcript is spliced from 2 exons. The record is from RefSeq and is a predicted model, not a curated record. Bases 1 to 654 code for a protein of 217 amino acids. Gene Ontology annotation, molecular function: GTP binding; GTPase activity.
AUGGAGACCAUCUGGAUCUACCAGUUCCGCCUCAUCGUGAUCGGGGACUCCACAGUGGGCAAGUCGUGCCUCCUGCACCGCUUCACUCAGGGCCGCUUUCCCGGGCUGCGCUCCCCAGCCUGCGACCCCACUGUCGGCGUGGACUUCUUCUCCCGCCUGCUGGAGAUCGAGCCGGGCAAGAGGAUCAAGCUGCAGCUCUGGGACACGGCGGGACAGGAGCGGUUCAGAUCAAUAACUCGAUCUUAUUACCGCAACUCGGUUGGUGGAUUUUUAGUAUUUGACAUUACUAACCGACGAUCUUUUGAACAUGUGAAAGAUUGGCUAGAAGAAGCAAAAAUGCAUGUACAGCCAUUUCAGAUUGUAUUUCUGCUAGUGGGACAUAAAUGUGAUUUAGCUUCACAACGUCAAGUUACAAGGGAAGAAGCUGAAAGACUGUCAGCAGACUGUGGUAUGAAGUAUAUAGAAACCUCAGCAAAAGAUGCUACAAAUGUUGAGGAAUCCUUCACUAUCUUGACAAGAGACAUAUAUGAGCUUAUUAAAAGGGGAGAAAUUUGUAUUCAGGAUGGCUGGGAAGGGGUUAGAAGUGGUUUCGUUCCAAAUACUGUGCAUUCUUCUGAGGAAGCAGUAAAACCCAGGAAAGAGUGCUUCUGCUGACUUCAUACGUGCCAAAGAACUAAGAACAGAUUGGGUGUCA